UUUGGUGUAUCAGCAGUCGGAUAGGAGUUUUGUUCUCCUCCUCCUCACUCAUUUCAGAAUUCACCGCUUAACGGGAAAAGCGGCUCUCAAGUGUUCCUCCUUCCACUUCGCGCUCACAGACAGAGCCGCCGAAAAGGAAGCACAACUCGGCCGUCUCCGGCAUGUCCCAGUCCCAGAGGUUUUUGGUCACCGCUGUUCACAGCCGGAGAGACGGGCUUGGAAGCGAUGGGAUGCAGAAUGGGGACAGCAAUGAUAGCAGUCUCACAGAGAGAGAGAGUACCGUGCCUAUACUGGAGUAUCUCAGGGAGCCCAACAGAUACGGAGAUGGAAUUCCCAAAGAAAGCAGCCCUUUCAUCAAUAGUACAGACAUUGACAAAGGAAUCCUGUAUGAAGGGAAAAACUUGGCACUUUUUGAGGAAGAAAUGGAUAGGAACCCAAUGGUCUCCUCUCUGCUUAACAGACUGGCGAACUACACCAACCUUACCCAGGGCGUCCGAGAACAUGAGGAGGCAGAAAACAAUGAGGAGCCGAGAAAGAAAGAAAUUAAGGCUCCUCGAAUGGGUACAUGUAUAGGAGUCUAUUUGCCGUGUCUACAGAACAUUCUGGGAGUUAUCUUGUUCCUGCGCUUGACAUGGAUUGUGGGAGCUGCAGGAAUCUUCGGGUCCUUCUGGAUUGUCUUCAUGUGCUGCGCUUGUACCUUGCUGACUGCAAUAUCGAUGAGUGCCAUAGCAACCAAUGGAGUGGUGCCAGCUGGAGGCUCCUACUACAUGAUCUCAAGGUCACUGGGCCCAGAGUUUGGAGGGGCUGUGGGCCUCUGCUUUUAUUUGGGAACCACAUUUGCUGGGGCCAUGUACAUCUUGGGAACGAUUGAAAUUCUACUGACCUACAUUGUUCCAAGUGCAGCUAUAUUCAAAGCAGAGGAUCCCAGCCAAGAAACCAGUGCCAUGCUGAAUAACAUGAGGGUCUACGGCACAUGUGCAAUCACUCUGAUGGCCACGGUGGUAUUUGUCGGAGUCAAGUACGUCAACAAACUGGCUCUGGUUUUCCUAGCCUGCGUCAUCCUUUCUAUCCUUGCCAUCUAUGCAGGGGUCAUCAAAACUGCCUUCAAUCCACCUGACUUUCCCCUAUGUAUGCUUGGAAACCGGACUUUAGCCUGGCAAGCUUUUGAUGUGUGUGCUAAGUUUAGUACUGAAGGCAACCAGACAGUGACAACUCAGCUUUGGCAACUCUUCUGUGAUAGUCCCUAUCUCAAUGCCACCUGCAAUGAAUACUUUAAUCUCAACAACGUCACAGUAAUUCAAGGGAUUCCUGGUAUUGCAAGCAAUGUAAUAAAUGACAACAUCUGGAGUACUUACGGAUCACAGGGGGAAAUGUUGGAAAAGCAAGGAAUGCUAUCUGUACCUGCCUCGGAGGAUGCAACAAACACAGGACUCCCAUACGUGUUCAGUGACAUUGCAACCUACUUCACCAUGCUGGUUGGCAUCUACUUCCCCUCUGUGACUGGUAUCAUGGCUGGUUCAAAUAGGUCCGGAGACUUGAAGGAUGCCCAGAAAUCCAUCCCUACUGGAACACUGUUGGCAAUUAUUACAACCUCAUUCAUUUACUUGACAUGCAUUAUCUUGUUUGGUGCUUGCAUAGAAGGUGUGCUCUUAAGGGACAAGUUUGGUGAGUCUGUAAAUGGCAACCUGGUCAUUGGGAUUCUGGCCUGGCCAUCUCCCUGGGUUAUUGUGAUCGGUUCGUUCUUUUCAACAUGUGGUGCUGGUCUCCAGAGUCUCACUGGUGCCCCUCGGCUAAUGCAGGCCAUUGCCAGAGACGGGAUAGUUCCUUUCCUAAGGGUCUUUGGCCACGGAAAGGCUAAUGGUGAACCAACAUGGGCCCUCCUACUCACAGCUGGUAUUUGUGAGAUUGGCAUUUUGAUUGCUUCUCUUGACAGUGUAGCUCCUAUUCUUUCCAUGUUCUUCUUGAUGUGUUACAUGUUUGUGAACCUGGCGUGUGCACUACAAACACUCUUGAAAACACCUAAUUGGAGGCCACGAUUUAAGUACUAUCACUGGACCUUGUCCUUCCUGGGAAUGAGUUUAUGUCUUGCCUUGAUGUUCAUCUGUUCCUGGUAUUACGCACUGGUCGCCAUGGUAAUAGCUGGAUGUAUCUACAAGUACAUUGAAUAUCGAGGAGCCGAGAAAGAAUGGGGCGAUGGCAUUAGGGGCCUGUCCCUUAAUGCAGCUCGAUAUGCUCUGCUGCGAUUGGAGGAUGGUCCACCUCACACAAAGAACUGGAGACCUCAACUGUUGAUAUUGCUGAAUCUGGAUUUGGAACAGAACGUGAAGCACCCUCGACUCCUGUCACUCACCACACAGCUCAAGGCCGGCAAGGGAUUGACCAUUGUUGGGUCCGUGUUGGAAGGGACAUUCCUAGAGAGGCACACUGAAGUUCAUAAUGCUGAACAGAACAUCAAGUCCUUGAUGGGGCUGGAGAAGACAAAAGGUUUCUGCCAUGUGGUGGUGUCAUCCAACCAGCGAGAUGGGAUCUCCCACCUGAUCCAGUCAUCUGGCCUGGGAGGAAUGAAACACAACACUGUUCUGGUGGCAUGGCCAGAGUUAUGGAGGCAAACGGAUGGUCCAGCUGGGUGGAAGAGCUUUGUUGACAUGGUACGUGAAACAACAGCCGCUCACCAAGCGCUGCUUGUGUCCAAGAACAUAGAUUCUUUCCCAACAAACCAGGAGCGUUUCGCCGGAGGCACCAUCGAUGUCUGGUGGAUUGUCCACGAUGGGGGAUUACUGAUGUUACUGCCAUUCCUCCUCAGCCAACACAAGGUUUGGAAGAAGUGCAAGAUGCGUAUCUUCACUGUCGCCCAGAUAGAUGACAACAGCAUCCAGAUGAAGAAGGACUUGCAGCUGUUCCUGUACCAACUUCGUCUUGAUGCUGAGGUAGAGGUGGUGGAAAUGCUUGACAAUGAUAUUUCAGCCUUCACAUAUGAGCGAACCUUGGUGAUGGAGCAGAGAUCACAGAUGCUGAAACAGAUGCAGCUCUCAAAAAAUGAGCGAGAACGAGAGGCCCAACUGAUACAUGACAGAAAUGCAGCUGCUCACUCCUCUGGUACUGACAAGCUUUCAGUUGCUCCUGAAGGAGUGCACAUGACCUGGACCAAAGAGAAAAUCACUGCAGAAAGGCACAAAAAUAAAGAAUCAUUAUCAUCAGAAGGUGUGAGAGAUAUUUUUAACAUGAAACCAGAAUGGGGAAACCUGAAUCAGUCCAAUGUUAGGCGGAUGCAUACUGCGGUGAAACUCAAUGAAGUUGUUGUUAACAAGUCCCAGGAUGCCAGACUCGUGUUACUGAAUCUGCCAGGUCCCCCCAAGAACAAACAAGGGGAUGAAAACUACAUGGAGUUCCUCGAGGUGCUGACUGAGGGCCUGAACAGAGUGUUGAUGGUGCGAGGUGGUGGCAGCGAAGUGAUCACCAUUUAUUCAUAAGACAACUCCGAUGGCCAGUCUUGAAGCAUAUUUACCGAAUGCGAUGCCAACAAAUUUCACUGGUGACAUUUGGCUUUUGUGUGUCUGGGGGGGGGCAGGGUGGUGGCUUUUGUGUGUCAUUUGCUGCUGGGAUCUUUGGAUGUGAUAGAAGAGAGAAGCAUCCUGAUGGUGAAAAGACUUCCAUGGGUAUCCUGGACCAUGAUUCCGAGACAUCACUGCAUGUUUCUUGAUGGAAACAAAAAAGUAAACACUUGCAUCAUGUGACCAGAAAGCUCACUUUGUUUUUUUCUCUCUCUAUCUCUCAACAGUUCUGUGUAAAUUCUGUAAUCCUAAAUGUGUACUACUGUCAGUAGCACUGGUGUAUUCUUAAAUGCUGAAUGGUUGUACAUCUGUCCUCCUUUCCACAGAAACAAUUGGAUCGAAGUCAAGAAAUAUCAGCACCCGUUUGGGGGAAAAAUGAGAAUGCAUCCUGAAAAGUGUUUGUUUUCACUAUAUAAAUAAAUGUGGAAUUCCUAUAUAUUUUUUUCUGGUCAACCUUAGUUUUGCCAGGCCAAACGCACCCACUGUGCAAGUCGUCUCUCUCCAGGCACUUGCCAGUACUGGCCACUAGGUGGCCCUCCUGCUCUGUAUUCCUAUCCAGGGGCUCUACAUUGUGGCACCUCCCCUCAGUAGAUUGGACGCUCGUUUGCAAUGGGGAGAAGGGAGAAGUCUACCACAUUUCGGGGAAUUCCGCAUUGUUGUUUGUGGGUACUCGCCGAGAUCUUGUGUCACUUCACUUUUAUCAUAAGCCUACUUGCUCAGUUUUUAAAAAUUGCUUCUUUUUUUGCAGGAAGAUAGGCUUGAAUGACAGCCUUAUUCCAAAAAUACACACAGUAUGUUGCAGAUCAAACGAAUUUUAAUGCUGGGAAUGUAUUAUAUGAUUGGAUAGAUUUCGUUGCAGAGUUUGUAUGGAGAAUUGGGUAUCGAGCCUACACACUUGCGAGAUCCUCUGUCCACUCAUAUUGAUGAAUGACCAAGUACUUCUUGCAAUCUAUCUUCUACGUGUAGAUUCUUGGCGUGUGUGUUUUCUAUACACAGAUGUUCUAAUUCAAAUGACCUACUCCAGAGUUUCUCUUUAUUUUUUAUAGAAAUUAACAACUGAACAUGGUAUAUUUUCCUUCUGAGCUUUUUGUCCAGCUUGAAUUCAUUUGUGUUGCUCACUCUAAACGAGCUGGUUCCUCCUUUUUGAAGCUCUUGUGUUGAAACGUUCCAGGCAGGUAUGUUGUCUGCCUAUAGUUGUGGAUUAUAUAAAGGGUUUUAAACAACCAAGAAAGAUUUUUCAAAGCCUCUAGUUCAUAUCAAGACACGAAGAAUGCAGGUGCUCCGUCUAUUUAUUCUGACCCCCUACUGCCUGCACAGGCCUGGCUCGAGUUGCAGGCCCGGUCCCCUCACCUGUCCAGGCCUGGCUGUCACUGUGGAUCUAGCUUCCUUAGUCUGAGCUCAAUGAGACCACUUUUAUCAUCCACAUUAUUACAAAUCUAACACUCAGUUAAUCAUCCCUCUUAUGUAACUGCCCUCUCCAUGUUAACAGCUGCUCUGAAUUCUUUCAAGUGUCGGCACAGGUUGGUCCAAUUUCUGGUUAGUGAUGGGGUCCUUCCUGCCUAUCUGACACAGCGUUCAGUCAAUGUUGUAUUCAAACAUAGGAACCUCACAUCUCCCCUACAUUAGUCCAGGUCUGAAUGUGAAUGAGUAGCUAAACUUUCAUUGCCAUCCUGAGCUGAGAACUCUGCAAGAUUGUAUGCAGAUUGACCUUUUAAGUCUUUACGUUGUAAGUGAAGAUUUUCAUUUUGUCAUUGGGUUGUUUCUAUUAGGUAGGAGAAAACCAAAUGCAGCAUUUCCUGUUCACCAGUUUAAUUGUGAUGGUUUAUCUGCUAGUAAACCACCCCCCCCCCCCCCCACUCCCAGCAUGACUGAAGUAAUGUCAACUCGAACCUUUGCAGUCCAAAAAAUAGUUCACCAUACUCAGUUUCUGGUGAAAUGACCACCAUUUUUACAGAAUGUUGCACAGCACAGAUUGAACGGUGCCCAUGGUUACAUUGUACACUGUUUGGUCUUUCAAGAGUAUAGGCUCCAGGAUUGGAAAUUCAUGGAAAACCUGAGUAACCUAACAUUUUAUUCAAAAUGUAUUGAAUUUACGUUCCCAUUGUGUGCCAGUCUGAUCUGUGAUAUUUCCCCACGCCUAAUGGUAAACAAUUGGACCAGGAGGAACUCCCAUUAUUUAGGGUGCAGCUAAUGGAAUUUUCCCAGCAAAACGGCACUUUUUUUCCCCCAAAGAGACCUGUUCUCCUAAGUUUGCCUUGUACACAGGAAUGUGUAUACACACUAAAGAGAGAUUUGGAGUCACUAACUCUUACCAGAAGCUUCUUGCCACUUUUUUUUACAUCAAUCUUUCUCAAGCUAGUGCAGCAGGUAGAACUGAGCUUAAAUACAAUCUUGCAGCAUCUGGGAGGAAGUUGCUCAGAUGUCAGCAGUUUUGGAACAUUGUAAUCCAGUUGUGAGAUCUUAAAAGAGGGAAAAAAAACAAGUGCAAUCGCAGAAGUAGGAUCUGCUUUGUACCAAGUAUGGUUAUUUUGUGAUCUCAGACUGAAGCUACAUAUCUGAGGCACCUUUACUUAUAACCCACAGCAAACUACAGAGAUCACUGCAGUUUUUUUAAAAAAAAAGCUUUCACAGGCCCUUUCCCACAUGCAAAAGUAAUGCCAGGAAGAACGAUGCACUGAAUAGACAGAUUUGGUGAAGUUGGCCUUUUAUUUCCAGUAAAAGGUAGUUUCAUUUUAAAAAUUACUAUUCAUAUAUUAGCUGCACCUUUUGACGAGUAAUUUAAACUAGUUGUAAUCAUUUUUCAUGCCAGUUUUGGUGGGGUAACUUAUUUAGGUUAUGUUUUUUGAGGGGAGGUGGGAUGAGAGGAACAGGGUUUUUUUAAACUGGUGUAAAUGUGACUAAAACUUAACAGAUGUUACAAUUGUAUAACUAACACAUGUAUUUAACAACUUGAAAUUAAAUUUCCAACAUUUCUAAAGUC
This is a messenger RNA of Carcharodon carcharias (great white shark), 6531 nucleotides long. Its product is annotated as solute carrier family 12 member 7-like. The transcript has 26 exons. Gene Ontology annotation, molecular function: potassium:chloride symporter activity. Lineage: Eukaryota; Metazoa; Chordata; Chondrichthyes; Lamniformes; Lamnidae. Bases 162 to 3470 code for a protein of 1102 amino acids. Gene Ontology annotation, biological process: potassium ion import across plasma membrane; chemical synaptic transmission; chloride ion homeostasis. The record is from RefSeq and is a predicted model, not a curated record. Gene Ontology annotation, cellular component: membrane.